GAAUCUCAGUAGUCUUUCCGGCGUACAUCCCAAUUACUUGGGAUUACAAAAUUAUCCAAAUUUGUCAUACUUUUGAGCCAUGAUCAAUAUUCUUAGGACACUGUCAGGCAGAGGUCUUCAACUCACCAGGAGACUUCAUCGACGACCCCAGAUCUGCCAGAAGCCCGGAGUCUUUGUCCAUCCGGAGCUGCGUCGCACUAUUCCCCUCGUUUACUUCAGCAAAGGGGAACUGCCACCUAAACCGAAUCAAGAAGUCUCAUCCAACCGGCAGUGCGAAAUAUCUCCUUCGGAGAAGAAUCGAAAAAGCACGGAGGCCUUUGAUCAGUUUUGUAAAAGACAACGGCAAUGCUUUUCCAGCACCUACCAGUGGGCAGAGUUCCGGCGAAAGAUGAUCUACGGCAGUUACUAGUAUGAAGCCACCCAGAAAGGACCAAAUCCAGUGAAAGACUCCUUUUUAUUCAUUAGCCCCUGCAUUGUGACUUAAAAAGUGUUUUGUUUGGAUCUAAUUCGCCAGCGAAGUAAUAACAAGAGGCUUUAUAAGCCACAAUGCACUGCAGUCUGAAAUGCAUAGUUGAAUUCAAGCAAUAAAACAGGAUAACAUAGAU
This is a messenger RNA of Drosophila melanogaster (fruit fly), 605 nucleotides long. RefSeq lists its product as uncharacterized. The record is from RefSeq and is marked reviewed. The transcript has a single exon. Bases 80 to 409 code for a protein of 109 amino acids. Lineage: Eukaryota; Metazoa; Arthropoda; Insecta; Diptera; Drosophilidae.